AACCCCACUUUCACAAUUAUUUUAUUAUUUUUCUUCCUUACUAACCCCAUUUAUACUACUUUUUCAAUAUUUCUCUAUCUUACCAACCAUACUUUAUACAAAAUACUCCGUGUUAUAAUUUUUUUUUUUUUAAAGUCCCACCUUAUCAAUUUUCUUAAAUUUUGUGUACACCUACUAUUGCAUUUAAUAUGAACGGAGGGUAUAAAAAUUUAAACAAAUUGGAAAGAGUACCUCGUAAGACUUAAAAGAAAAAAACAUCUUAAACUCAAAAGUAGGGACCUUAAUUGACUUAACUUCAAACUCCCAAAAAUCUCCACCAAUCUCUCUCUCUCUUCCUCUCUUCCCAACUCAGCGAUCCCAACAAUGACUCACCGAUUCAACUCAACUUCACCAUCACCACCACCACCACCACUACCACUCUCCACAGAAUUAUUAACCCACAAAAAAGACAUGGAAUCCUGCGUUUCAUCAGUAGAAUCAAUCCUAAAGUACAGGUUCGGAAACAAGAAGGUUCUAGAAGAAGCGCUGACUCACUCCUCGUGUACUGAGUCAGCAUCCUACCAACGACUCGAGUUCGUUGGAGAUGCAGUUGUUGGACUUGCUUUUGCUAAUUUUGUGUAUUUGGCGUAUCCAAGUGUUGAUCAGGGGAUUUUAUCGCUUCUUCGUGCGGCUAACAUCAGCACCGAGAAACUCGCCCGUGUUGCUGUUCGCCACGGCCUCUACCGUUAUGUCCGUCAUAACGCUCUUGCUCUUGAUGCUAAGGUUCGAGAGUUUGCACUUGCUGUGGAAUCAGAGGAUGAACUUGCUGCUAUUUACGGAGGUGCAGUAAAAGCCCCAAAAGUUCUUGCUGACAUAGUAGAAUCAAUAAUAGCAGCUGUUUAUGUCGAUUGUGAUUUCGAUUUGAAGUAUGUUUGGAAGAUUAUCAGGGGUCUUCUGGAGCCUAUCGUUACCCUUGAGACCUUGCCGCUGCAGCCAGUGACAAUGCUCUAUGAGUUAUGCCAGAAGCAAGGAAAACAAGUUGACAUGAAACACUGGAGGAAGGUUGAUACAAAUAUUUGUAGCAUUUAUGUGGAUGGAAAGCUUAUUGCUACCGGAACUUCUGAUCAGAAAGAUAUUGCUAAGCUUAAUGCGGCAAAAGAGGCACUGGAGAAAAUCAAUAAAUCUGUUAUCAAUAAUGUGGGUAUUGUUUAUGAAGUCAAUGAAAAAAAUGAGAUUGAAUCUGCUAAGCAGAAGUUACAUGAGCUAUGUUGCAAAAAGAAAUGGCCAAAGGCAACAUACAGGAUUGAGAAAGAAGUGGGGCUAGCUCAUGAGAAGAAAUUUAUGUGCUCCGUUGAGAUCGAAACAGCAGAAGUGAAGCUGUUUAUGUCAGGAGAUGAGAAGUCAAGAGUCAAGGAGGCUGAGAAUUCUGCUGCCUCCAUGAUGAUCCAUAGCCUUGUGGAGUCAAACUAUCUCUGAAGGAUUUCAUCGUCGUGUUGAUGAUGUGCUGCCAUUACGGCCCAUUCAUCUGUUGCAGCUAAGUGGAGGAAAUGGAGAAAGUUCCUGCUUUUUAUGCCUGAAACUGUGAUGGAAAUAUCCCCCGAGAAAACCACCCAGGUUUACAGGUGUGGCAAAUUUCUGAACUCUGAAGUUACAGGCAUAAGACACAGGUACUUCCACAUUUCCUUGACCUAACUGCUGCAGAGUAAUGGGCCUCUCAUGUAUCAACAAAAUCUUUAAUUGAAACCGUAAAUAUGUUUACUUAAUACGGGUUUCAAUUAUUUUUCAAAAUAAUUUGGCAUCUCAUCUCUGCCAAAUCCAUAAAUUCGAAAAGUUUAUGGCCUGUUAGGUUGAACUUUCAACCUUUUUUUUUUCCUUUUUUGACAAUCUUAAGGCAUUUCUUAUUUGAUGUACACUAGUCAUGUUGUUUGUUCACUUAGAACCAAAUAAGCAUGUUCACAUAUUGUUUGGGCAUAAUUGUGGAUUGUAAUGUACACUCUUGUUUUCCUAAUAUGUAAGUGAUUUAUUUACCCAAUUUAUCAUAGUUGUUUCUUCAA
This is a messenger RNA of Chenopodium quinoa (quinoa), 2033 nucleotides long. RefSeq names its product ribonuclease 3-like protein 2. The transcript is spliced from 4 exons. The record is from RefSeq and is a predicted model, not a curated record. Bases 364 to 1455 code for a protein of 363 amino acids. Gene Ontology annotation, molecular function: RNA binding; ribonuclease III activity. Gene Ontology annotation, biological process: siRNA processing. Gene Ontology annotation, cellular component: cytoplasm; nucleus. Lineage: Eukaryota; Viridiplantae; Streptophyta; Magnoliopsida; Caryophyllales; Amaranthaceae.